UAAGGAAGGAAGGAUGGGAAAUCGGGGGGUGAUAGAGAGACUAGGGGAGGAUGUCAGUUGGACUGAUGGAUGGAUGGAUGACUGCAUUUGUGAAGGGAAGAUGUGUGGAUAAAUGGAAGGAUGAUGAAGUGUCAGAUGGGCUGAUGGAUUGAUGGAUGUACUGAUGGAGAGAUGAUGGAUGGAUGAAAGAAUAGGAUGGGAUGCAUGAAUCGAUUGCUAAACAGAUGGAUGUAUGGCGGGAUAGAUUGGAUGGUGAAAGAGGACAAAGACAGAAAGAGGAUGGAUAGAUGGAUGGAUGUAAACAGACAAGAAGGGUGGGAUGGAGGAAGAAGGCAUAUAGGGCAGAUGGAUGGAUGAUAGAGGGACAGUCUGCUCAGCUGAUGGAUGGAUGAAGGGAUGGAGGGAUGACAAGUUGAUGCUUCUCCAGAUGGAAAACGAAGAUCAGCUGAAAGUCUUUGACAAUUGCCGCAACGGACGAACAACGCGGCCCGACGAACGGACGGACGAACGUUGGAUGGAAAGACAUCCUCGCCCCCUCCUCCGCGUGGGCGUGUCCUCGCCGAGUCUGUCAUUUCCUGAGCACACGAACGCACCGCUGCAAAGUGAGUGAGACGCGCUUGUUUUUAUUGUUGAGCACAAUUCACAGCAACUCAGUCCACACCGAAAAAGAGGUCGAAGAAGGAGAUGAAGGAGAAUAACGACGAGAUGUUUGCAUGGUGAGACCUGUCUUCCAACCUCGGAACAAUUCAAAAUGGACCCAAAGAAUCGGAAAAACAUCAGCAACAGGACCGUUUCUUGAACCAAUCAGAUUUCACAUUCGCCUGAAUCAUCUUGCUGCCACUCGACGACAUCGGAAAAUUUGUGACACCAAACCUGUAGCGAACCGCACACAUGAAUACAUUUACUCAUCAUCUCUGGACUACGAGGAGUGAGAGCGCCUUCCUCCAAGUCCUCUGGCUUUUCUAUUUGGGAGCUUCUCCACUCACAGCAUUUGGUUACUUCCUGGGGGACACCAAGGCGGUGCUGCACGGCUGUGAGGACCACUGGAGCCUGCAGCAGAGCGCCUCCGUGCCCUUGCUGUUCCAGAUGAGCGUGUGCCUGGACGUGCGAGUGCUUGCGCCCGGGGCCUGGGUGGCCUUCUCCUACAGCUCGGUCCACGACCCCAGGCCCGAGCUGGGCCUGGAGGGGGACGAGGGGGCGCUGUACGGGUGGCUGCUGGGGGUCCGCCACCGCUUCCCUGUCAGUCUGGCGCCGGCUCGGUGGCACAGGGUGUGCCUGAGGAGAGACGUGCCCGGAAACUCCUUCAGUCUGGAGCUGGCCGGACGGCUGGUGGCCAAGUGGACGGUGAUCGCCCGGGCCGUGACGCCCUCGGGCUCGCUGUGGCUGGGGUGCCGGCCUCGGCGGCGAGCGGCCGGCGCGGCCACGGCGGGCCGGGUGGAGGUGUACAUGUUCCGCGUGUGGGCCGACCUGGGCCGCCAUGGCCCCUGCGAGGACGGCACCGUGAUCGGCUGGAACGCUCGCUUCUGGGGCGUGACCAGCCCCAGGGCUCGGCAGACGGACCGCGACCUCUCGUGUGCUCAAACAACUGAAUUUGAAAGCUAUUUUGCCACUCCACCUGUUUCGACGUCUGCCGACAUCCGCCAUCAACAUGAGCCUCCGUCAUGUCACAGUGACACCUAGUGGCCACGGGGAAAACACUUCACUCAGCU
Messenger RNA from Phycodurus eques (leafy seadragon), 1709 nucleotides. Its product is annotated as adhesion G-protein coupled receptor G4. Bases 892 to 1680 code for a protein of 262 amino acids. The record is from RefSeq and is a predicted model, not a curated record. The transcript has 7 exons. NCBI's taxonomy places the organism in Eukaryota, Metazoa, Chordata, Actinopteri, Syngnathiformes, Syngnathidae.